Molecule: messenger RNA, 447 nt
Organism: Saccostrea cuccullata (small rock oyster)
Lineage: Eukaryota; Metazoa; Mollusca; Bivalvia; Ostreida; Ostreidae
Product: transcription factor 19-like
Exons: 1
Coding region: 1-447 (148 amino acids)
Cellular component (GO): Set1C/COMPASS complex
Source: RefSeq, a predicted model, not a curated record
AUGCACCAUGACAAGCUUAAAAGGUGCGAGUCCAGGCAACUCCCCAAAUGGUUAAUAAACAAUAAGAAUAAGUUGCCCGGACAGUCGGUACCCCGAAAUGGGGAAAGUUCUCCUACGCAUGAUGCGGUGGCACCGCUGGGGACUGCAGACUCAGCAAUAAGUCCUGAGAGCCCGGGGAGUGGGGGUCACCCAAAAGUAAGCUCUAAGCCAGCGGAGUCAGGUCCGUAUAUGGGUACUCGUAAGCGGGUUAGGGAAAGACUAGAUCAAUCUAAACAACCUCAGUCGCCCAAGAGACCUAGAGCCACCAGGGGAGCUAAAACCAGGAAAUAUUGUGUGUGCUUACAGUCUAAUCCCAAAGGGAUGAUGGUGCAGUGCGACAUCUGUCGGGACUGGUUCCAUCCGGGGUGUGUAGGUAUAAGUGAAGACUAUGCCAAGUCGAUACCUUAA